Molecule: messenger RNA, 3104 nt
Organism: Oldenlandia corymbosa var. corymbosa
Lineage: Eukaryota; Viridiplantae; Streptophyta; Magnoliopsida; Gentianales; Rubiaceae
Source: the annotation of a GenBank genome assembly
UAUAUAUACUGUAUAAUGUAGUAUAAUAAUAUAAAAUCCUGGGCGGGAUUCAGCAACAGAAGACAGGUAAAAGGUCCCGCCAAGCAUGAAUCCAGCGCCAACGUUGGAUGGCUUCUCGGACAUGGCAAUCUGUACGCGUCCUUCUUCUUCCAAGGAAGCCUUCAUCAACUAUUUGGGCAUUGCCCAUUCGGGCGUUUUCCAACUCUCCAGCCUCCAACAGCCGUAUGACGUUUUCGCAUAUCUUUCAAGAAUGCUCGAUUCAGAGAGCUUUCGGACCGGGAAAACAAGCCCAUGCCAGAAUGUUAAUCACUGGGUUCAGACCCACGGUCUUUGUAUCGAAUUGUUUGCUUCAAAUGUGCGUGAGGUGCUCCGACUUAAAGUAUGCCUAUCAAGUGUUUGAUAGGAUGUCUGACAGAGACACCGUUACCUGGAAUACUAUGAUUUUUGCUUAUUCUGCUGUUGAUAUUGGGAUGUCUCAGUCACUUUUUGAUUUGAUGCCUGAGAAGGACGUGAUUUCCUGGAACACUUUAAUCUCGGGUUACCUGCAAAAUGGAGAUUACAGGAAACCUGCUCAGAUUUUGGUGGAGAUGCAAAGAGAGAGCGUGGCUUUGGAUUGGACUACUUUUGCUGUUGUUUUGAAAGCUUGUUCUGGUGUGGAGGAUUAUGAAUUGGGGGUUCAAGUACACGGUCUUGUUGUUAAGUUGGGUUUUGAGUUAGAUGUGGUGGCAGGUAGUGCACUCGUGGACAUGUACGGUAAAUGCAAGAGAUUCCAUCACAGUCUGAAAUGUUUCGAUGAACUUCCUGGCAAGAAUAGUGUUUCGUGGAGUGCUGUCAUUGCGGGUUGUGUUCAGAAUGAUGAGUUUGUUCGUGGAUUACAGUUAUUCAAGGAGAUGCAAAGAGAGGGUGUUGGCGUGAGCCAAUCUACUUAUGCAAGUAUCUUCCGGGCAUGUGCAGCCGUGCCCAAGGUAAGAUUGGGAUCGCAAUUGCAUGGUCAUGCAAUCAAGAACAAUUUUGGGAAGGACAUCAUAGUUGGAACUGCCACUUUGGAUAUGUAUGCAAAAUGUGGCAAUUUGUUAUGCGCUAAGCAGGUGUUUGACUGGCUGCCGAACCGCAGUUUACAAUGUCAUAAUGCCAUCAUAGUUGGAUAUUCUCGACAUGACCGUGGACUUGACGCUUUGAAGAUCCUUAAACUUUUGUUGAAGACCAACCUUGGUUUCAAUGAAAUAACCUUAUCUGGUGCAUUCAGUGCUUGUGCAGCAAUUAAAGGUUUAAACGAGGGCAGUCAAAUACACAGCUUAGCUCUUAAGAGCCCUUUCAUGUUUGAUGUUUGUGUAGCAAAUGCUAUUCUUGACAUGUAUGGAAAAUGUGGAGUAUUGUUUGACGCUCGAUGUAUAUUUGAUGAAAUGGAAAUAAAGGACGCCGUAUCGUGGAAUGCAAUCAUUGCAGCUUAUGAGCAGAAUGGUAAUGAGGAAGAAACUGCAAUGCUUUUUGUUUCUAUGCUUCAGUAUAAUAUGGAACCUGAUGAGUUUACCUAUGGUAGUGUGGUAAAAGCUUGUGCAGGUCAACAAGCACUAAGUCGUGGCAUGGAGAUUCACGGCCUGAUCAUUAAAUCCGGGAUGGGGCUGGAAUCAUUUACUGGAGGUGCUCUUGUGGACAUGUACUGUAAGUGUGGAAAGGUCGAAGAAGCUGAGAAGCUUCAUGAUAGAAUGGAACAACAAUCAACUGUUUCAUGGAAUGCUAUGAUUUCUGGCUUCUCAUCACGUGAGCAAAGUGAGGAAGCUCAGAUGUUCUUUGCCAAAAUGCUUGAAAUCGGAGUUGCACCUGAUAAUUUCACCUUUGCCACUGUUCUGGACACAUGCGCCAAUCUGGCAACUAUUGCACUUGGAAUGCAAAUCCAUGCUCAAGUAAUCAAGCAAGAGUUGCAGGCGGAUGUUUUCAUAACUAGCACCCUUGUUGAUAUGUACUCAAAGUGUGGAAACUUGCAGGAUUCAAGAUUGGUAUUCGAAAAAGCCCAAAACCGUGAUUUUGUCACAUGGAAUGCUUUAGUUUGUGGCUACGCGCAACAUGGUCUUGGGGAGGAGGCUUUGAAAACUUUUGAAAAGAUGCAACUUAAUCAUGUAAAACCAAACCAUGCAACGUUUGUUGCAGUUCUCCGAGCUUGUGGACAUAUAGGACUGGUUGAGGAAGGGUUACACUACUUCAACUCCAUGCAAGUUUACUACGGGUUAGAUCCUCAGAUGGAUCAUUACGCAUCCAUGGUGGAUAUAUUAGGUAGGGCGGGCCGAGUUACUGAGGCUUUAAAGCUUAUUCAAGAAAUGCCUUUUGAGGCUGAUGAUGUAAUUUGGCGUACACUGCUGAGCGUGUGCAAGAUGAAGAAGAAUGUAGAAGUGGCGGAGAUUGCAGCAGCUUCUCUUCUGCAACUGGAUCCUCAAGACUCUAGCACCUGUGUCCUUCUUUGCAAUAUUUACGCUGAUGCUGGAAUGUGGCAUGAGGUAACUGAGGUAAGAAAACUGAUGAGGCACGGACGCUUCAAGAAAGAGCCUGGUUGCAGCUGGAUAGAGGUGAAAUCUGAGGUACAUAUGUUUCUUGUUGGGGACAAGGCUCAUCCAAUAUAUGAAGAUAUAUUUGAUAACUUGCACCUGCUAGUAAAUGAAAUGAAGUGGGAUGGAAAGGCAUCUGACUCUGAGGGAACAGAGGAGGAGUUAGAAUAUGAAUCCAUUUAAAAGGUCUACUGCUUUUGAGAAUCCUCUGCCCAAGGAGGGAAGUAUAUUUGCCCUGCUAAAAGUUACAUAUCAUAGCCAAAGUGACAUUCUUUUCCAUUUUAUUUGGUCAAUGUGUCGAUCUGAUUCUAACAGGAGAAAAAUGUAAGAGGGGUUUUUGUUAACAGAAGAAUUCAUAGGUUGAAGAGUAAGUUUGGUCUGCAAUACUUUCAUGUACUAAAUGCAAUUUUGAAGUGGAAUUAUUUAUUCAACCUGUAAAAAUGUUACUCUUAUCCUCUCAGAAUAAGAGUUUUGUUUAUUGUGUUGAAAUAGUUCAAUAAACAUGACUUUUUUUUAAAGACGAAAAGAGCAUUAAUUUAAAGGUAAAUUAUAAUCUAAGUAUCG